Callorhinchus milii (elephant shark) is the source of this 4317-nucleotide messenger RNA. RefSeq names its product RNA binding motif protein 20 (gene rbm20). The transcript has 14 exons. The record is from RefSeq and is a predicted model, not a curated record. Gene Ontology annotation, cellular component: nucleus. Gene Ontology annotation, biological process: regulation of RNA splicing. Bases 91 to 3777 code for a protein of 1228 amino acids. Gene Ontology annotation, molecular function: mRNA binding; zinc ion binding. NCBI's taxonomy places the organism in Eukaryota, Metazoa, Chordata, Chondrichthyes, Chimaeriformes, Callorhinchidae.
GGGAGGGAGCGUUCUUGGUGAUCGACUGUGGGACUGGACUGUGUGCGUCACUUUUUUUAAAAAAAACACACAAAAGGUUAAGCACCGGGCAUGAAGAAACAGAGCAGCGACUGUGGCUUUGAGAAGCGACCGGGCAAAGGGGCCAUCGACAGAGAAGGAGACAUGGCUUCCAACGUCUCGGACAAUGACAUGGCUUCCAACGUCGCCCCUCCUCAACCUCACGUCGUCCAGAGUGUGGCCAAGCUCCGGAACAAGAAUCCUUUUGCUCUCAGCGCCCAAUUGAGCAGAAGCCCUCUGAACCCUCUCCUUCCAUCUCCCGCCAGCGUGCAACUCGCUCAGCUUCACGCUCAGCUCACCCUCCACCGGCUCAAGUUGGCUCAGUCGGCCGUCCACAACAACACAGCAGCUGCCAGCGUCCUGAAUCACGUCCUCUCCAAAGUUGCCAUGUCCCAGCCUCUCUUCAACACUUUAAGGACCUCCUCGAUGCUCAGCCCUACUCACGGGCAGCCUGGCGGGGCUCAGAUGACAGUAGGAAUUCCUGGCAAGGCCAUAGGGCCCGGCGGACUCCAGUUUUCUGCUCAGGCUCCCGGUUUGCCUCCCAUGUUAGGAGGAGGCAUGAAUCUGCAAGUGCCGAACCCGGCUUCCAUUGGACUGAACCCCUACGUUGGCCUGGCUCCAGGUCAGCCAGCCACCCAGCCCGGGGAUUUCUCCAGCAAGACCAGCGACCGGGAGUACCGGCCGGCCGACGAGGCGCGGCACAAUCAGGGUUUCCACCAGUACGGGGCGGUGGGCAUCCCGGGCAAAGGCCAGCACUUUGUGCACCCAUCACCACACCCUGGGUUCCAGCCGGAUUUCCAGGUUCCUCCAACCACGACGGGAGGGCAGCAGCCAGGAUGUAGGAUGCCAGGUCCUGGUUUCCCGGGAGACAGGAACACCGGGACCUUCCCUCAGAACCCCGAGGUCCUUCGGCUGAUGGAUUCAGGAGGACAGGGAGUGUGGGCGCCCGAGCAGUGGCACAACUCUGCCCCCUUUGCCCAGCCCAGCGGGGGGCACGAGUACCCAGCUCGCUCCGACAACUGUUGGCCGGCAAAAAGCCGCCCCCUGCCUACCGCCAACGACCUGUACAAUCCCGAGGAGCCCACGGGCGAAGCCAAACUCAACCUCAGGGGUGGUUCGCUCUUCAACAGGUUCCGGAAUUUUCCGGGCCCCCCGUACGGCCAGAGUGACAAUCACUCCCACCUCGUGCCGGAAAGACAGCUCCAGCCUCAUGAGCAUAAUGACUUCCACGGCAUCGUUCCAUCACAGCUGCCCCACAUCUGCUCCAUAUGCGACAAGAAGGUCUUUAACCUGAAGGACUGGGACCAGCAUGUGAAUGGAAAGCAUCACAUCCAAAACUGCCUGCUCUUCUCCGAAAAUUCAGACAUUGGAUCAUCCAGCUUUCCAAGGCCGGCAAAUGGGAGCGUCAACUCUGGUGGACUCAGCACAGGUUCAGAUCUUCCAUCAGACAUCGUUCAAUCUCACCCGACUUGUCCGUCUACAAGGACAUUCCUCCAAUCGGGUACCAGCUUCUCCUCAGUACCCUCUGGGUUAAAGUUUCCACAGAGGAAAUCUGGUCCCAGUCGGGUUGUUCACAUCUGCAACAUCCCUGAAGGAAGCUGUACCGAGAGUGACGUCAUCAAUCUGGGCCUUCCCUUCGGCAAAGUCACCAACUACAUCCUCAUGAGGGCCACAAGUCAGGCCUUCUUGGAGAUGGCUUACCCUGAGGCAGCACAAGCAAUGGUGCAGUUCUACCAGCAGAAGCCCCCGGUCUUCAGCGAGCAACAGCUACUUGUCCGAAUGUCCAAGCAGUACAAGGAGCUGAAGUUAAAGAAACCGGGAAAGAAUGUCGAAUCAAUCAUCAACGACAUUAAUUCGCAAAGGGAGAGGGAAGUAUACAAAGACUUGGACAGAUUUCCAGAAGAACGGACCAGAUCCCGCAGCCCCCUCGCCCGUUCAUCAAGCCCUUGGAUGGAAUCCCACAGCCCAAGUUUCGCUUCCUGCAGUUCCUCCCAGCGUUCCUCGAUCAGCCCCCGCCGGACUAAUCAGAGCCCCAAGGCAACCAGCAGAGGGGAGCGCAACAACGGGACGGAACAAAGAGGGUCAUGGGAAUAUCUCGCUCACACUGGUAGGAGGGAGGAGGAAAAGGAGGACUCGAUAUCAAGGAGUUACGGAGAGGAGAGCAGAGACAGAACUGACAAGUGGGGACAUGACAGGAAACAGCAUUCGAAAUCCAGUGCAAGAUUGAGUCCGAAGUCACUGGAGGAUAGAGGGGACGCAGCCCACAGGCAGAAGGAUAAACAUGUCAAGUCCAGUCCAGUUCCAUUUCAAGCCAAGUACAAGACCCGGAAUGAAGAGGAUUACAGGAAGGAACACAAGCUUAAAUCAACGAGGAGCCAGCAUUCGCCGAGGUCCAAAGGGAAAGAGAGUGAGUUUCCGCUGCGAUCAGGCAACAGGGGAACUUCAACGAGCCAGGAUCAAACUGAGAACAGGAGUGAACACGAUAGCCAUAGAUCCCCAGUUCACGCAAACAGACUGCGUAGAAGCAUUGAAAAGGACGAAGGGAGAGCAUGCGACAGACACAGACAAUUCAAAGGUGAAGGGGGAAUGUCCGGCAGUGAGGCGGAGGAGGAGGCUGGGAACAGGUGCUGUAGCAAAGAGUCCUUCUCAUCGCCUCUCAGCCAAAGAGGAUCACAUGAACUAAUAUUGGAGCAAAACACAAACCAGCAAAGUCCCACGUGGGAAAGUGGAAGUGAGGCGGAGGGAGAAGGAUGGUAUCAAUGCAGGAUGGAAGAGUUCGUAACAGUAGACGAGGUGGGGGGAGAGGAAGAGCACUCGAUGGAAGUAGAGGCUGAGAAAUUGGAGAUCAAGGAGAGUGACUGUGUUGAACCCAACGACAGAAGGAUGCAGAUGAGCCCUGAAGCCUUGGUGACAAAGGACAUGGUCUCUGAUUGGGAAAAAAACAGUGAAGAUCACUGUAGGGUUUCAUCGGAUGGUUCCAGGCCAAUGAGUCCAACUCCAACUAUAGGCAGUGACCGGAUUAGCAUGGAGUCUGUGAGUUACUCCCAAGUCACGUCUGAUUCUAUUAGGAUACAUGCACAGACUCUGAGUACUGAGGCCGAACAACAGGUACAUCCUGAGAUUGACAAAGGGUUGAGUGAUGGUGAAUCCAGUGGACAUUUAGAGACAGCAGAGAGCCAGUGCAAGCACAACGAGGAUUGUGACACUGCACUCAGACUACAUGAACCGGAACACAGUUCAGUGGAAGUGCCCGAAAUACAGGGAACUGACCAAGCAAUGGAUGGAACUAGCCAAGACGUGGUUGAGCUCCACAAAGAUGAGCUCCACAAAGUGCCACCAGAAGCACUGAGUAAAGAAAAUUCAAGUCAACCUAUACUCGAGCUCCCUGGAAAUAAUGAACAAGUCUCUCAACCACAGCAAUCCCCAUUGCCACGAGAACAAGAUAACGUCUUCUGUAACCUUAGUAUCCCUCUUGGUGUAGAAUUUGUGGAGCCGAGAACAGGAUUCUAUUGCAAGCUUUGUGGCAUCUUUUACAUCACUGAGGAGGCAGCAAAGACCAGCCAUUGCAGAAGUACCAUACACUAUAAGAAUCUACAGAGAUACCUUUCCCAGCUCGGAGAAGAUAGUUUGAGGGAAGGGCAAGGAGACAGGAAUCCUGGAAGGGAAGAGGAAGUCGGGAUUGUUCCGCAAUUUGAGAGUAAAAGGUCAAGUCCACCCUGAAACCACCACGCGGAUGGAGAAGAGCCUUCAGAGCAUCUAACACCAGGGAAACCUGUGGAUCCUGAGACGAAUUCUAAAGAAGUGCUCCAGGGGAUUAUGUACCACAUCAGGAAGGACUGAGGAAAGGGUGACAGAGAGCGCCAGGCUACCUACCCUCUGUAGCAGGAGUACAUCAGAACGAUGUGUGAAGAAGCCACACACCAUUCCCUUCACCAGGUCAAACAUAAUUCAGGGACAUUCUACGUUUGCAAUCACCAUUGAGAUUGCGGUUAAACUUGCUUGCUGGUUUGAUGAAAUCAUUUGACUUGGACCAGUCCAGAUGGAUAAUUAAUUAAUUUAUGUCUGGGUAAUGUAUUGCUUAAUUUAAGAGCGGGAUAUGGAUUUUGUUUUCAGUUUGUCGGGCACCUGUACAAUUGUGAAAAGCCGCGAAAAUUCUCACUUGAAAGUACAGUAAUAUAGAGGUGUAACUUUACAGUGUUAGUUGGAAAGUGGUGCUGCAAACAGAGAUGAAUUUAAUAAACAUUUUAUUUGAAGAUUUAA